Messenger RNA from Penicillium diatomitis, 438 nucleotides. Its product is annotated as ACT domain-containing protein. The record is from RefSeq and is a predicted model, not a curated record. Bases 1 to 438 code for a protein of 145 amino acids. The transcript has a single exon. Lineage: Eukaryota; Fungi; Ascomycota; Eurotiomycetes; Eurotiales; Aspergillaceae.
AUGCCCCCCACCGGCGAACAAAACCUCUCCACCCUCCUCGCAACAAUGCAACCCACCCUAGACCCAAAAACAUACGUCUUCAUCACCACCACCCAAGCCCUCCACACUCUCCCACUCGCGACUCUCCAGCCUGUCCUGCUCGCGCACGAAGUCGAGGGAACCACGAUCGUGACGACGCAGGACCUCGCCGCCUCGCAUGGCUUCGAGGGCGUGUUCCCGUGCAAGAGGAUCUCGUUGACAAUACAUUCGAGCCUGGAAGCUGUGGGGUUGAUUGCGGCGAUCACGGAUCGGUUGAAGGAUCGUCGGAUUAGUACUAAUGUUGUGAGUGGGUAUUUCCAUGAUCAUGUUUAUGUGCCGAGGGAGCGGGCGGAUGAUGCGAUGGUUGUCUUGGACGGGUUGAUUGGGGAGGCGAGGGCUGGAGCCGCGGGGCGGAUGUGA